This is a messenger RNA of Paramecium tetraurelia, 8952 nucleotides long. RefSeq lists its product as uncharacterized. Lineage: Eukaryota; Ciliophora; Oligohymenophorea; Peniculida; Parameciidae. The record is from RefSeq and is a predicted model, not a curated record. The transcript is spliced from 21 exons.
AUGAUAUACUCAUAUGAUUCAAAUGGAAAUUUAAUUUUUACAACUGAAGCAAUAUCAUAUUUAUAUAAUAAUGGUUGUUUAAUUGGAUAAAAGUAUGCUGGAAUUUAUAAAUGCAUAUAUUGCAGUGGUGUCAAUUAUGGUUAGAACUGUGCUACAUCUCCAUAAACUCCAAGGUGUGGUUAAUUUUGCAAGACAUGUGAUGCAACUAAUACAUAAUGCGCCAGUUGUAUUGCUGGCUAAUCUCCAUUAGAUAGCAAUGAUCUAAAAUGUACUUUAGCAUGUUAGCCAACCCAUAAAUCUUGUUAAUUAAUUGAUUCUGUCUAUUCAUUUAGUGGAUGUAUUGAUGGUUACGAAUUUUUAAAUGGAGAAUGUGUUUAAUGUCCAAUGAAUUGUAAAGUCUGUUCUUCAGGAGAGUGUUCAUAAUGUAUUUGGCCUUACACUUUAAAAAGUUCGUUCUGUUUUGAAGAUAGAAAUUGCAUGAAAUACGAUUAUAUUUAUGAUUCUGAUGGAAUACCUGUUGAUAUUAAUUGCCAACAAUGCGAUGUUGGAUAUUUUAAAAAAGGAACUAGAUGCUCUUCUUGUUAAAAUGAACCAGGAUUGGAGAAAUGUUUUAUUUGUCACAAUGCGAACGAAUGUAAGAGCUGUUUUGCAACACACUAAUUAACUGCAGAUAAAAAGUGUGUUCAGAAUACUGCUGGAUGCAAUUCUCCAUGCCAAACUUGUUUAGUAACAGAUCCAAAUUAUUGUACUACCUGUUUUUAUUAAUACAAACUGAGUGCAAGAAUUAUUCCGGGUUAAUGUGUUUGUGAUUAAAUUGGAGGAUACGCAGAAUUAAAUGGAAAAUGUCUUUUAUGUACUAUUGGAGAUUGCUAAACAUGUACUUUAAAAUUUGGAGAUUGUACAUCAUGUGAUCCCCUUCGGAAUAGAAUACUAAUUGGAAAUACUUGUCCAUGCCUUUAAGGAUAUUAUGAUACAGGAUUAGAGGAUAAGAUUUGUAAAUAAUGUUAUCCUUCAUGUUAUAAUUGUUCAGGACCAUUUGAUACUGAUUGUACUGAUUGUGGAGAUCCAAAUGUUUAUCACAAAUAGUUUUUCAAUGGUAAAUGUAUUUGUGCCUUAAGAACAAUUGAAAUUAACCAAAGUGAUGGGUCAACUUUGUGUCAACGUAAGAAUACUUUUAGAAAAAAUUUAGCUUGUCAUCCAAGAUGUGAAAAAUGCCAAAAUCCAGCUGACAGUACAUCAAAUCAAUAUUGUACAAUGUGUAUAACAGAACAAAUUAGAGUUGUUUCAGAUGAUUUGAAAUGUAUUUGUAAAAACGGAUAUGGAGAGGAUGGAAUUCAAGACAUUUGCUUUAGUAUAUCUCAAUAUUAAUUCUAAGAAUGCCAUUAUUCUUGUCUUCGAUGCAAUGGACCAUUAUCUAAUAAUUGCACAGAAUGUUCAAGCGAAAAUAAUCGCUAUUUGAAUUCAGAUAAUAAAUGCUUAUGCGGUUCAGCCUAUUAUGACACUGGGAGAAACGAAGUAUAUUGUUAUUUGGCUUGUUUUCACUCAUGUACAAAUUGUCUUACUGCUGGAGAAGAUUCUUGUACUGCCUGUCCUUCAACAAGAGCACCUGAUAGAGUUGGUGCAACAUUUAAAUGUUUUUGCAAGGACUCUCACUAUUAUAGUGAUCAAGCCUAAUUAGAAUGCUUGGAAUGUCACUUUACUUGUAAAACAUGUAAUGGGAUAGAAAAAACUAAUUGUUUAACUUGUGACUUAAACUACAGAUAAUUAAUAAUAUCUAAAUGUGAAUGUCCUUUUGGGUACUACGAUGUAGGUGAAUUACAAUGUUAAAAAUGCUAUUAUGCAUGCAAUACCUGUUUUGGUUCUCAAAUAGAUAAUUGUAUAACUUGUUCAAAUCAAAGCAAUAGAAUAGUUAAAGCAAAUUAAUGUGUUUGCAAAGAUGGACACUUAGAAAAAUAAAUUGGAGAUUAAAUUUGCUUAAAAUGCUCAUAUAGAUGUGCUUCAUGUAGUGGGUCAAUAGAUAAUUGCGAUAGUUGUCCAGAUUUCUCGUUUCGAGAUCUUGGAGUUAAUAAUUCUUGUUUGUGUCCUCCUAAAUACUUGGAUUAACCUGAAAAUCCCAUAUGCAUAGCUUGUCAUAAUACAUGCUUGACAUGUAGUGGAGGUUAAUCAAAUUAAUGUACAUCUUGUAUUUCCUCAACCGGAAGAUUUUUAAAUAAUUAAGGAGAGUGUUAGUGCUCUCAGAAAUAUUUUGAUAGUGGACUCCCAGAAUGUUAAGGUAUUAAACUAUAAUGUUUUUCAGCUUGUAGUAAUCUUUGUUAUGAGUGUAAGACUUCUUCAACUAAUUGUACCUCAUGUCAACCAGAAAAAUAUUUAAAUGGAAACACUUGCCUGUGCAAAACUAAACUUUAAGGCUUGAAAAUAUCUACUUAUUUAAGUCAAUAAUUUUGUUCUGUUUGUCAUUAUUCUUGUUUGGUUUGCAAGGGACGUUCCUCUUCAGAAUGUGAUUCAUGCUGGGACCAAGAUAAGAGAAUUUAGUAAGGUACAACUUGUACUUGCUAACCCAAUUACUUUGAUGUAGGAAUAGCUAAAUGUGCACAAUGUAAUUUUAGAUGUCAAACCUGUGCAGUAUUAGAUACUUAAUGCCUUUCUUGUCCUCCUUAAAGUUUACGAGUAUUAAUACAAUCCUAAUGUUUAUGUCCAUCAAGCUAUUACGAUGAUGGAAUGAAUAUUAUUUGUUAAAAAUGCCAUUAUUCUUGUUUGACUUGUUCUCAAAUAGCUGCAAAAUGUAUGACAUGUUCAACAACAGCUCAAAGAUAUUUCAAUAGCAUUGUAAACUCUUGUUCUUGCAAUGAUUCUUAUUUUGAUAAUGGCAUAGAGGUUUGUUAAUAAUGCCAUUACUCAUGUUUGAAUUGCCAAGGUUAAAAUUCAAAUUAAUGUAAGACAUGCAUAGAUAAGAAUAUUUCUUUUAGAGUUUAUAAUGGAGGGACUUGCUAAUGUUUGAUAGGGUAUUAUGAUGAUGGAUCAUCAGGCAAUUGUAAGAAAUGUUCUGUUUAAUGUGUGACUUGUUAAAAUUAUUCUACAUUUUGUACAUCCUGUCCAACUACAAGACAUUUGAAUGGAAAUUAAUGUGAUUGUGAUUAAAGUUAUUAUGAAUCUGGACAAGAAAAAUGCUAUUAGUGUGAUAAAAGUUGUUUAAAUUGCAUUACUAAUUCUACUACUUGUACUGAAUGUGAUUAAUCAUAAUUACGAAUUUUAAACAAAAUAACUUGCAAAUGCCAAUGCUAAAAUGGCACAACUGAAAUUAAUGGAGUUUGUUAAUACUGUGAUAUUUCUUGUUAAACAUGUUUAAACACUGGGACUAAUUGCACGUCUUGUGGCUUAAUGAAACAAUUAUAAAACAAUUUGUGCAUAUGCAUACAAGGCACAUAUGAAACAGGGAUUGAUAAAUAAUGUUAGUUAUGUAAUCAGACUUGUAAGACCUGCAUCAAUCAAGCUAAUUAUUGUUUAACUUGUUCAGAUGAGAAUUUUAGAAUAUUGAAAGUUGGAAAUUAAUGUCUUUGUAAAGAUGGAUAUUUUGAAAGUUCAACUAAUUAAUGCAUUUAAUGUGAUUUAUCUUGCUUUACUUGCUAAGGCAGUUCUAAAUAUUGUUUAUCUUGCGAUCCUGCAUUUCAUUUAUAAUUAAGUAAUUAAAAUAAAUGUAUUUGUGAUUCUGGUUAUUAUUUUAAUACUUCAACUAAGCAAUGUGAAGCAUGUAAUAUAACAUGUAAAGAAUGUUAAAGUGUAUCAUAAUGUAUUGAAUGUGAGCCAAUGACGAGAUAUAAUGAUCGAGAUACUUUUAAAUGCCUAUGCAAAGAUGGGUUUUAUGAAACCAUUGAAAAAAUGUGCUAACCAUGUGAUAUGACGUGCAAGACAUGUGUAAGUUAAUCAACAAAAUGCUUGACAUGUGAAUCUAUACAUUUGAGAUCUUUUAAUAAUUCUAACAAAUGUCCCUGUUUAGAUGGUUACUUUGAUGUUGGAAUUGAAAUGUGUCAAAAAUGCAAUGAUUUAUGUAAAACUUGCUAGUCAAUAUCAACCUAAUGUUUGUCAUGUUAUGAGACUGAAUAAGUUAGAAUAUUAAAUAGUAAUAUUUGUAUCUGUAAAUCUGGAUACUUUGAUAAUGGAUCACUGAUUUGUGAAAUGUGUUCAAAAUCUUGUUUAACCUGCUAUGGAAAGAGCGAUUAUUGUACAAGUUGUGAUCUUAAUAUGAAUAGAAUUGAUUAAUCUGCCAUUCAUAAAUGUCCUUGUUAAACCAAUUUUUUCCAAGAUGAAAAUGAAGUGUGUCAAAAGUGUCAUCUUAAGUGUUCCGGUUGUAUUUCAUAAGCCGAUAAAUGCAUAAGCUGCUAUGUUUCUAAUACUUCUAAUCGUUUAACUAUUUCAUUAAAUUGUAAUUGUAAAGAUGGUUAUUAUGAUGAUGGAAUUUAAUUCUAAUGUUAGAAAUGUAGUUAUCAAUGUAAAACUUGCGUCUAGUCAUCUUAUAACUGUCUAAUAUGCUUUAGUAAUUUGAGAGAGGGAGUACCUGCAUGUAAUUGCAAACCUGGCUUUUUUUAAAAUGAAUAAUAGGCAUGUGAAACAUGUGAUAAUAAAUGUAGUACUUGUGAGCAAAUACCAUCAAAUUGCACUUCCUGCAAAGGUAAUAGAUUAAACAAAACAUGUGAUUGUUAAGAGGCAUAUUUCGAAGCUGGAUAACCAAAUUGUAUUUAAUGCGAUUUUUAGUGUUUGACGUGCAUAGGAAACUAAUCUCAUUGUUUGUUAUGUAGAGGAGAUCGUAUUAAUAUUCCAGUUUGUAAAUGCUAGGAUGGGUUUUAUGAUGAUUAUUAAAGCAUGGACUGUCUUCAAUGUGAAUAAUAUUGUCAAACUUGUAAUUUAGAGGGUUGUUUAACAUGCAAUGGAAAUAGGGUAUUAUCAGAAGAAAAAAUUUGUGAUUGCCCUUUGGACUCAAUAAGCCACAUUGAUACCACAUGGUGCUCAAUACUUAUAGCAUGCGAAGUUGCCGUCAUAGAUGUUAGAUUUUCAGAUGAUUUACUUUCAAUAAAAGUUUUAUUUGAUUUUUCUUUAAAUAGAAAUUAUUUUUAAUCAUAGUUUUAAGAGAAAAUUUGCUAUAAAUUCUUAGCUGAUGAAACUAUUAAAUAGCUAGGAAAUAAUCCAGAUUGUUUCUUAGAUUAAGAAAAUGAGAAAUAAAUUAUUAUUAAAUUAGGUUCUAAUGCUACUAUUCUCCCAGGAGAUAAAAUAAUAUUUAUUAAUUAUUCUAUUGGACAUAUAAAUUGCUUAGCAAAAAUAAGUAAAUUUAUUUUUAAUUACUUAAAUCUUCCUAUUAAUUUAUUACCACCUUUAAUUGAGUAUGAUAUACCUCAAUAUAGUUUAAAUCCAUGCGAUGAUAACAUUAUUUUGAUAAAAUCAAAAAGUCAACAUGGCCUUCGAAGUAUUAUAAGCAUAAAAUGGUCUUAUUUAUUAAUAGGGUAAAGUGGAAAUGCUAAUUUAGAAGACUUUGUUUUACAACAAACUAAUCUUUAACAAUUAGAUCUCUACAUUCCAAUUUAAACUCUACCAAAAUAAUCUUCAGUAACUUUUCUUGUUGAAUUUCAAAAUUUUAUCAAGUAAAAAGGAUUCUAACAAAUAUAAAUUUAAACCCAUUCUGGCCAAUUGCCGACCAUUCUUUGGUAAGGAAAGAAAUAGUAUUAUACUUUUGAAAUAAUUUCGCUAUAUUUUAAAAUUUUGAAAAAAUUUUGUUCAGAUUAAACUUAAAUUUAGAAGGAUAGAUCAUAAUAUUAAGUAUCAUUAGUUGAAAUUCAUAGAAAUCGUUCUAAUUCUAGAUCAUCAAGAGUAAAAGUUUCUCAAAUAGUAAGUGAUAAUUUUUUUGAAGUGAAUAUAGAGAAAUACACAUUAUCACCAAAUACUGCAUAUACAUUUAAAAUGGAUACUCAAGAAACUUCAACUAGUUUUUCAUCAACUUAAAAUUAAACGAUUGAAAUAAUUUAAGGUGGUCUACUAUGCUAGUUUAUUGGCACAAAAAAAAUUUAAAAUUAUAGAAAGGAGUCUAUUAUAAAUAUUUAAUGCAAAGAUCUUGAUACUUAAUAUAAAUGGAAUGAAGAUCCGGAGAUAAAAAUAGAAGUUAGCUGCACAGAUUUAACAAAGAAUAGUUUUUGCACAAAUUCUAAUAAUAUGAUAUUUUAAGUAAAUAAAACUGACUCUAUUCAAGUAAUCCAAAAGCAAUCUGUCAAGCCUUAUAGUAUAUGGUGUUGGAAUGUUAUAGCAUUUAAAUAAGGGCGUUAAUAUUAUUUUAAGUAUAAUAUAGUGUUUUUAGAUAAUGAUUUUAAAAUUCUUGAUGUUUCAUAUAGUAAAGGGUAUGCAAUUAGACCAAUUAAUAGCUACGAAACAUUAUAAUUUGAUUUUAAUAUUUCUUUUGAAGACAGAUUUUAUGUGUUAGAAUAUUAAAUUGUUAUUAUUUAUAACUUUGAAGUAAUAAAGAUACUUGAACCUUAAUAUUUUUAAUAUCAUUUUCGGUUGUUUGAUCAUUAUUAAUAUUUCAAUCAAGGAAACUAAUUUACUUUAAAAUUUCUAGCAUAAUUUACAAACGAUAUAAUGCCUAGCUAAUAUGAUUUAUCAUUAACUUUGAAUUAACCUCCUAUUUGUUAAAUUAAACUAGGUUAGCAAACCCUUUAAGCAUUAUAAACAUCAAAAAUUGUGGCAAAUUGUGAUUUAUAAGAAGAUUCUCCAUAUACUUAUUAAUUUAGAUUUUUCAUGAAUAUUUAAGACUAUAAGGAUUUUUAAACGUAACGAUCAGAUUAUUCUUUGAUUCUUAAUAACUUUUAAUAAACUAAUGCUUUUGAAAUGUAUUUGCCUAAAAGCGAAGGAGUUGUUUUAAUCUAGAUUAUGGAUUCAAGAGGAUCAAUUACAAAUAUUGAAUCCUAUUAAAAUAUCACUGAAUUUAAAUUUAAUUGUUCCGAAUUUGUCCUUAGUAAUUUAUCUUUUAAAGAAAAAAUUAUCCUACUUUUAGAAGUGGCGAAGAAUCAUUAUGGAUAAUCUGAUUGUGUUAGAUUGGCUGAUUAAUUGUUAAAGUAUACUUUGAGUAAUUUUGUUUCAGAAGACUUAUUUGAAUAAUUAUUGGUUCUUCAAACUUAAAAAUUAUAUAAGAGAAUUAUAAUUGAUUAAACUAAUUUUAAUUCCACAAGAAGAACAUUAAGUCAACCUGAUUAAAAAGGUUGCUAUGAUAUUUAAAAAAAACUAAUUUUAAUUAACCAUUCCACUGCUUAAAAAAAUUCCUCUGAUGACACAAUAGCUUAUACAAAAGAAUUUGCAAAAUUAAAACAAUUUUUUCAUAAAAUUCUCUAAACAAAAACAAGUUUAGAAAAUCAAAUCUAAUAAAAUGAAAUCUUUAUGAACGAACUUUUAUUUUAAUCUAAAGAAUCCAUUUCUAACUGUUUAGAAGCCAUGAUACUUUUUAUCGAUGAUCAGUUUAAGAAAAUAUCUCAGACAUCUUUCGAAUCUGAGGCUGAUAAAGCAGAAAUAUUUGGAUUAACAGAAAAAUUAAUUAAGUUAAUUGAUGAUAUUGCUUUGCCUGCAAAUGAUAAAGUACAAGUAAAUGGUUACCCAUUUACUUUAAAUGGUUAAUAAUUACAAUAUCAAACAUCUAAAGUAACCAAAGAUGUUUUUAAUUAAUAACUAGGCCUAGAAAAGGAUUUGAUGGAUAGUAUGAUAGUCUACGUCAAAAAAGAAUAGUUGAAAAUUCACUUCAAUAAUUUAAAUAUCUCUAAAACGCAGAUAUAUGAGAUAAAAGCAUUUUUGAAUUAAACUUAAUUAGAAAUAGACCAAGAAACUUAAGUAAAAACAAAAUUAUAAAACUAUCUGUACAAAAAGUAAUAUGUAAAUUAUGAACGCUUGAAUACUGGUUAUAUUGUUGAUAUGACUGAAUACUUUUACUGCAAUGAAACGAGUUUACCAGCGUACAAUUUCUAAUGUGUUUAGUAUACCGAUAAUGGAUCAUUGUCGUUGUGUACCUUAUUAAUAUAAGAAUAAAAUAAUAAUCAAUCAAUUUAAAUUUCUUGUUAAUGUUAUUACAUGGGAAUUAUAUUUUUUACUAGAUAAUUAAAUUCAUCUUAAAGAACAAUAGAGAUCCUUGAAAUUACAACCUUAUAGCAAGACCAAGAUUCCAAUUGUAAUUUAAAUAAUUAGCCUUAUCUCUUAUUUCAUAGUAUUUAUAUAGUGUUUUCAAUAUUCAUGUACUAUGAACUAGAAAAAUUAGAGAUUCCAAAAAUUAUUGAAUCAUUUUAUAACAAGAAUCUUUAGAAAAAGAAUAUCAUUAAAUUUUACGAUUUUCAAAGUAUCUUAAGAAUUUUUUAAAACUCUAUCAAAUUUAUUCAUGAAAUAGUUUGCCUAUUUUACUACGACGAUCCAAUUAUAACAAAAAGCUACAGAUUCCUUAAACUUUCUAUUUUUUUAAGUAUUUUAAUUCCAUUAUCUUUUUUUGAAACUGUUUUGAUGAUCGAAAAAACUUUCACUUCUAUUAUGAUUGUCAAUUACAUAAUUUUGCUAUUUUUAAGAAUAAUCUUUAAGUUAUUUGAAGCAAUUUAUAGAUUUAAAGGAAAGUAUAAGACAUUUAUAAUAAUUCUGUUUUUUUUAAUCCACAUUAUGUCUUACUUUUUUUUACAAUAUUAGUACUAAAUCAAGUAAAAAUUAAUAUUAGAUUAGAAAUAAUUGCGUCAAAUAGUUCAAUUACAAUAUGUUAAUCCUAAUUGGUGGAACUAUAAUAUUGAGCUAUGCAUUUUUGGACCUAAUAUUCAUUUUUCUAAGAAUUGUAAUAUACAGCUAAAUCACUUCAUUAAUAAAAAUAUAAGGAUUAAAUCCAUUAAAAUAGUUUGUCUAUUUUUUUAUUUAGCAUAAUAAAUUGGAUCAAAUAUUUUUGGAUAACAAUAUUUAUGA